UAUAUAUAUAUAUAUAUAGAGCAGACCAGAAGAGAACAAGACAGAACAGUGCUUCGGGGUUCGUCUGUUCCUGGCUUGGUUGUUCAACAAGCCAACGGUUGUGUGAGUGUGUGUGUGUCACGGGAAAUCGGAAGAAGAAAAAGAAAACUGGCUGCUGCUGCUGCUGGUUGAGUGAUGUUGAGUGCUGUGGUGUGAAGAAAGAGAGAGAGAAGGGUUUUUCGUCCAUUUUUUUGUUUGUUCUCAAAGUGAGAAUACCCGAGGCAGGUUUCCGUUUUUUCAUAAAUCGGAAAGGAUGCGUGGGAUUGCGACGAUUUCAGCGACGUCUGAGAAAUUCGCCAUUCCGGAUCAGUACGAGAGCAUCGCCACACACACCAACAAGGGCGUGGAGUUCCUGGAACGCCUCGGGCACUUUGUGCGAGACAGGAGCAACGUCGAGAUUGAAUACGCUUCCAAAUUAAGAAAUGUUGAUCCCGCUUCAAACUAA
Notodromas monacha is the source of this 484-nucleotide messenger RNA. Lineage: Eukaryota; Metazoa; Arthropoda; Ostracoda; Podocopida; Cyprididae. The record is from the annotation of a GenBank genome assembly.